AUGGGUCCAGCUGCGGGCAAGAGGAGUUAUCUGGACAUGGCUAAAGUCUUGGUGUUUCGUUACUUCUUCUGGUUUGUGCUCUCGGUGGUCUUUAUCACAGGGGCCACUAGGAUCUCUGUGUUUGGACUGGGCUACCUACUGGCUUCCUUCUUCUUUCUGUUGCUUGGAACCAAACUGUUAGUCAAGUCAUCGAGGACUCGCCUCAUCCUCUGGGACUGUCUCAUCAUCUACACCGUGGCAGUUAUUAUAUCUAAAAACGUGCUGUCUAUCCUGGCAUGUGUUUUUGUGUUUGAAAUGCAGAAGGGAUUCUGUUGGGUAAUUCAACUCUUUAGCUUGGUUUGCACAGUUAAAGGAUAUUAUGACACGAACGCUGUGAGUUCUGAAUCCUGCAGCCUUCCGGUGGAGGAAGCAGGGAUUCUGUGGGACAGUUUGUGUUUCCUUUGCCUGCUGCUGCAGAGGAGGGUCUUCCUCAGCUUCUAUUUCCUGCACGUGACGGCAGAGCUGCAGGCUUUUGCUAAACAAGCAUCAAGCAAUGUUGCUCGACCUCUGAGCACUCAGAGUUGUGAGAAUGAUAUUUUGGAGGAAGAGGAGGAAGAGGAGCUUGAGGAACAAGAGUCUGUUCAUGGUGAGAUGGUUCAGAAGAUCUUGGACAUUCUGCGCUUCUUGUGGGCCAUCAUUUUGGCUAUGGUGGAUGGACUGACUCAGUGGCUCAAUUUACUCACAAAACAGUACAGCAAUACGUCCACAGUUCUGUGCAAUGAACGCUACUUCAGCAUACACAAAAUAGAGCCGUGUAACGUAGCAGCAGGGUCCAGAGAUGAUCAGGCGUCUCAGAUUAGUGAGAUGUCUACACUUGAUACAUUUUUGGAUGAAACUGAUGCAGAAAGCUCCGUCAGAAACAGCUCCGCACAAAGUAGAGGAGCGACAGACCUUUCGAGUCCCAGACAAAACAGCAAUGCAAAUCUCCUGACUGUAGAAUCCCAGUUGAGCUGUGGAUUACAACCAUUCAAACCACACAGACACUCCAGAACAGCCAGUGAGAUCCUGUCAGACAGGCAUUUUUUUAUCGAGGAGCUGGAGCAAAGCAAAGAGUUCUUCAACAACCAGAACCGUCUGCUGAAGCUGCUGCUGUCCAUGUACACCGUGCUGUCAGCCAACUCCGAGCUGGUCUGUUACUUCAUCAUCGUACUGAACAAUGUGGUCAGUGCCUCCGUCAUAUCGCUGGUCCUGCCCAUGCUGGUCUUCCUCUGGGCUAUGCUGUCUGUUCCAAGACCAACUAAGAGGUUUUGGAUGACCGCCAUAGUCUACACAGAGGUGAUGGUGGUUCUGAAAUACAUCUUCCAGUUUGGAUUUUUCCCUUGGAACAGUGUGUAUGAGAUGACUCUGAAUAAGGACAAACCUUUCUUCCCACCACGCAUCUUCGGCCUGGAGAAAACCGACAACUACAUCCGAUAUGAUCUACUUCAGCUGCUGGUUCUGUUCUUCCAUAGAUCUCUACUGAUGCAAUAUGGUCUGUGGGACCACGAGGGCCCCCUGGAUGAGAAAAGCUCUUCAAAGGAACGUGGAAAAAAUGUUAAAGAGGGAAAUGGAAGGAAGAAAAAGGAAAAAGAAGAAGUAACGGGGGAGGGUUAUACAUUUAGUACUUCUUCCACCCUGGAAGACUUGGACAAGAUUGAAAAGAACCCGUUUGAGCAGGAUGAUGAAGACUGUCUUGAACCGAGUACCAGCUCUGUUGCUACAUCAGUGCACCCCCUUGAAGCUGAUCCAGAGACUGCUGAGUCAAAAGAUGGAGAGGAACUGCAUUCUAGGAGGAAGAAUGAGGACUCUGUGAACAAGGAGGAAAAAGACAGUGACCAAGUGACCAAGGAAAGUCCAAAGAGAGGCAGCAACAUUAGGAUCCGUAAAAAAAACAAGAAGUCCAAAGAAAAACACAACAAAGUGGACCCUCCAGCAGAAUCUGCAGAUACCAGUGAGGAACUGAAGAAGAAAAAAGGAAAAGGCAGGAGGACAGAGGCCAAACUCAGAUUACUGGCAGUGGGACACAAGAUUAAACACGUCUUGACAUCAGGUGUUCAGAGUGUCAAGAGGCCGGCUCAGGGUUUCUUCAGAAAUAUUAUCCGAUCGGAGUAUCGCGCGUCCACAGAUGUUUAUGCACUGAUGUUCCUGACUGAUGUCAUUGACUUUGUCAUCAUCAUCUUUGGUUUCUGGGCUUUUGGGAAACAUAGCGCAGCAGCAGACAUCGCCUCCACUCUAUCAGAAGACCAGGUACCUGAGGCCUUCCUGGUCAUGCUGCUUAUCCAGUUCAGCACCAUGAUCAUUGACAGAGCCUUGUAUCUGCGCAAGGCUGUGCUGGGAAAACUCAUUUUUCAGAUGAUUCUUGUUCUGGGGAUUCACCUGUGGAUGUUCUUCAUCCUGCCUGGUGUCACUGAAAGGAUGUUUAAUCAGAACUUUGUGGCUCAGCUCUGGUACUUUGUAAAGUGCAUUUACUUUGGCCUGUCAGCCUAUCAGAUUCGCUGUGGUUACCCCACUCGUAUCCUCGGAAACUUCCUCACCAAGAAAUACAAUCACCUCAACUUGUUUCUCUUCCAAGGGUUUCGUCUGGUGCCAUUUUUGGUGGAGCUGCGAGCAGUUAUGGACUGGGUUUGGACCGAUACCACUCUGUCUCUGUCAGACUGGAUGUGUGUUGAGGACAUUUACGCCAACAUCUUUAUCAUAAAAUGCAGCCGUGAGACAGAAAAGAAAUACCCACAACCUAAAGGACAGAAGAAGAAGAAGAUUGUAAAAUAUGGCAUGGGCGGACUCAUCAUUUUCUUCUUAAUCUGCAUCAUCUGGUUUCCCCUCCUUUUCAUUUCAUUGGUCAGAUCAGUGGUGGGCGUGGUCAACCAUCCGAUUGACGUGACAGUCACAGUCAAACUGGGAGGUUAUGAGCCUCUGUUCACAAUGAGUGUGCAGCAGCAGUCAAUCAAACCCUUGACCGAUGCUGAAUUUGACCAACUCACCAAAGAUUUUGGAGACAAUGCU
Molecule: messenger RNA, 3021 nt
Organism: Nematolebias whitei (Rio pearlfish)
Lineage: Eukaryota; Metazoa; Chordata; Actinopteri; Cyprinodontiformes; Rivulidae
Product: piezo-type mechanosensitive ion channel component 1
Source: RefSeq, a predicted model, not a curated record